AUGGACGCUCCUGCCCAGCACCCUGAAAUCAGGAAACAGGACUCUCCCUGUGACUCCAUCUUCAGAUGCCCUGGCCCCUUUCUUCUCCCGUAUCCCUGCUUCCUCCCUAGCGACAGCAAGGUGUGCCUGGGUCAGCACAGCCUGGAUGCUAAUGAUGACACUGGUCAGGACGUAGCUGCCAGCCGUUCCAUCCCACACCCGCUCGACAUGAGCCUCCUAGAGCCCAGAUUUCUCAGCCCCGACGCUGACAACAGCCACGACCUGAUGCUGCUUCAGCUGCGUAAGCCAGCCAUCAUCACAGAGGCCGUGAGGGUGCUGAGCCUGCCCACUAAGGAGCCUGAGCUGGGGAGCCGCUGCCUGGCUUCUGGCUGGGGCAUCAUCAAGCCAGAUAAGUGUAUGCCUGGCUGCAGUGUGUGUGUGGGCCUCAACCUCAUGCCCCAUGAUGUCUGCCAGAUGGCCUAUUUGCAGAAUGUGACAGAAUUCCUGCUGUGUGCUGGGCACCAGGAAGGCGGCAAAAGUACCUGCAUGGCUGACUCCGGAGUCCCGCUCGUCUGUGAUGGGGUGUUCCAAGGUAUUACAUCGUGGGGUGGUGACCCCUGUGCCUGGCCCAGCCGGCCUAGCCUAUUCACCAAGGUGACAUUAUAUACGAAUUGGAUCAAAGUCACCAUGAAGGACAACCUGUGA
Psammomys obesus (fat sand rat) is the source of this 684-nucleotide messenger RNA. Its product is annotated as prostate-specific antigen-like. Bases 1 to 684 code for a protein of 227 amino acids. Gene Ontology annotation, molecular function: serine-type endopeptidase activity. Gene Ontology annotation, biological process: proteolysis. The record is from RefSeq and is a predicted model, not a curated record. The transcript has 4 exons. NCBI's taxonomy places the organism in Eukaryota, Metazoa, Chordata, Mammalia, Rodentia, Muridae.